AUGGCGAAGUUGAGUGUUGUGGAUCUACGCCGGUAUAAUGACCUCGGGAAACGGAGAUUCGACCGUUGUUCUGUGGGGUCUUUACCGAAGCUAGGCAGCGCUGUUAGUAUACCAGGACCAUACAUCAACGGACUUCAUGGGCAUCAUCCUCAGCAACAACGAUUGCCAAUCAUCUGCCAAAUGACUAGGUCGGAAACACGCGAGAUAAGCUUCAAGGUAGCCGGCUGCACACAGCAAGACCUCCAGGGUAGCUGGCUUCGCUUCGGCCUCCAAGGACUGCCGAGGUCCCCUUCAGAGACCACCCACACUGUGCGUGUAGCAUUCAUCAGCCUCUUUUCCAUCAACCCCAUCCUCACCACCAUCCCGAAGCUUGCUCGACCGCCAUGCCUUGAUACGAUCCGACAACCAAUUGCCGCUCUCGAAAGCUUCCUUGCGACUUACUCUCCCCUCACCUCGCUGGCUGACACGCUCCCCGCCGCCAUGGAGUUCGUCACGGCCCUCCGGGGCACUUUGGACGACCAAAAGCCGUCGCUCUUCGAGGUACUGUCCGAACAGCAGCUCAGCGGCCUGCUACCGCCCACGCUGCGGUACCUGCUGACCGUGGCCACCCACCGGCACCCGCGGUACCUGCUGCGCGCGCUCAACUCGUUUGACGAGCUCUACGCGCUGCUCAUGCUGCUCGUCGAGCGCCACUACCUCCGCACCCGUGGCGGCUCCUUUACCGAGCACUUUUACGGCCUCAAGCGCGAAAAGGCCCUCCGCGCCGAGGUGCCUCGCGCCAGCAUGGCUGCGCCGCACCUCGUCCGGGACACCCUCAAGCUCACCACCAAGGACGUCUGGAUGAACCUGGCCGUUCUCGUCGGCGUCCCCUACCUAAAGCGCAAGCUUGACGAGGGCUACGAAGUCAAUGCCCCCCGCGCUCUCCUCGGCGCUGCCUACACGCGCAUGCCCGACAACCCGACCCUGCGCGACCGCUUCGUGCAUUACUACCGAUGGUUCCUGACCAACGUGUACCCUUCCGUCAACGCGGCCUACUACUUUGCUAUGCUGGUUUUCAAUCUCGGCUACCUCUUCGACCGCACAAAAUACCACAACCCGCUCCUGUGGCUCAUCGGCACACGCAUUCGCCGCAUGACGGGCGCCGACUACCAGGCGAUUGACGCCUUGUCGGCGGCCAAGCCCAAGGUCGAUGGACGACCAGGCCAAUCCUUCUUCUCGCCCCGUAACCUGGGGUCCACGGUGCUCUCGAGUCUGUCCAUUGCUCUGCCAAUGAGCAUCUUUGCGCUCAAAUUCCUCGAGUGGUGGUACCAAUCCGACUUUGCCAAGCAGCUCUCGCGCAAGGCGACCGAGAACAUUGAGCUGCCUCCUCCCAUCGUUUCGGGUCUCUUGGCCAAGCAUCUUAAGAAGCCGAAUCCGGCGACGUUGGAUGAAAAACGCGUCGUUGGGGCCGAUGAUGAGGCCACCGACCCGCCCGAGACGGACAUUGCUGCCAAAGACGCGCCCCUCGCCAAACCUUCACGGCUGCCCAUCCAUGUUGUGUCAUUCCCCCAAGACUCGUCGUGCUGCCCCAUCUGCCUCGAGGACAUUGUCACGCCCACAGCCUGCCAGACUGGUGUGGUCUACUGCUACACUUGUAUUCAUAGAUGGAUCGAGGGCAUGCAUCCCAAGCAGGAGGCCUUUAUGGAGGGCAAAGACGGCCAGUGGGAAAGUGGACAGGGUCGCUGCGCCGUGACGGGCAGACGAGUCCUCGGCGGCACAGAGGGUCUGCGGCGGAUCAUGAUUUAA
Messenger RNA from Cordyceps militaris CM01, 1785 nucleotides. Its product is annotated as peroxisome biosynthesis protein (PAS10/Peroxin-12), putative. Gene Ontology annotation, molecular function: zinc ion binding; protein binding; ubiquitin-protein transferase activity. Gene Ontology annotation, biological process: protein import into peroxisome matrix; protein monoubiquitination. Lineage: Eukaryota; Fungi; Ascomycota; Sordariomycetes; Hypocreales; Cordycipitaceae. The record is from RefSeq and is a predicted model, not a curated record. Bases 1 to 1785 code for a protein of 594 amino acids. Gene Ontology annotation, cellular component: peroxisomal importomer complex; peroxisomal membrane. The transcript is spliced from 4 exons.